This is a messenger RNA of Candidula unifasciata, 947 nucleotides long. NCBI's taxonomy places the organism in Eukaryota, Metazoa, Mollusca, Gastropoda, Stylommatophora, Geomitridae. The record is from the annotation of a GenBank genome assembly.
AAAUAAACCAUCAUAAUGCUACAGGAACAAUGGAUGAUGUUGUCGAAGAGUAUGCAAUUAUUCACAAGACAAAAGAUGGGGCGAAUCAUGUAGUUGGAGAUCAAGAGCAAGGCUCGGAAGACAAAGAGUUCUUUCCCUAUGGUGUUAGCCCCCCUGAACCUCCAAGAUUGUACACAGUUCUAGACACUGAAGAAGAUGCAAAUGACAUUCCAAAGCACAAAACAAAGUACAAAUAUUCACAAAUAACGGCCAGAGAAUCGAUAGCAAGCAUGUCAGCAAGGACAUCAGAAAACCCAUAUGAAUCGUUGCCAGACAGCCUUGACAAUACCUACACACGGGUUGAAGGCUCUCUUGUGGAAGAAAUAGAAACAGUGCACAGAGCAGGUGGCUUGGGAGGAGCAAACAGGAUUAGUCAGAUCAGUGACACAUAUGCUGAAAUAGGAAUAUCUGGAGGAAGUGUAAAAUACAACAGCAUCAAUAGACAUCUAGCAGAUGACAAGAAAAUUGUUCUUAGCACCACAACAGCGUCACUUUUGCACCCAGUCAACCAAGUCAAUGGACAACAUAUUUACAGCAAUAGCAGUCAGUCAAGACAGAACUAUAUUGCCUCAGCUGGUGUGAGUGGCAGCAGUUCAAAUCAUCAUGAGAACAUUCCAGAAUAUAAAAAUUCAGGUGAUACUUAUGUGACACUCAAUGAGGAAUCUAGUUCUUUGUCUGCUGCUGAAUCACAAGGAAUUCUUCAUCUGUCAAACAGUUCGACCAUCCAGGGUCAAGGUUCAGGCAGCAGAACUGUACAAGAGGUCAAGGGUUAUGAUGAUUAUGAGGACGUGGGUGAAACAAAAGGAAAUGGAGCUCACAGUAAGCCUAAAGUUGUAGGCAAUAAGGCUGAUACAGGUGUUGAGCAUAAAAAGGUUGGACAGAGAAGGGCAAUGCUUGAUCACAAAUAA